Messenger RNA from Cylas formicarius (sweet potato weevil), 890 nucleotides. RefSeq names its product large ribosomal subunit protein mL62. Gene Ontology annotation, cellular component: mitochondrial large ribosomal subunit. Gene Ontology annotation, biological process: mitochondrial translational termination. NCBI's taxonomy places the organism in Eukaryota, Metazoa, Arthropoda, Insecta, Coleoptera, Brentidae. The transcript has 3 exons. The record is from RefSeq and is a predicted model, not a curated record. Gene Ontology annotation, molecular function: translation release factor activity. Bases 149 to 742 code for a protein of 197 amino acids.
GGAAAUGUAAUGUAAAUUUAUUUCAAUUUCAUUACUCAACUUUGGUUGUAUCAACCUUAACAUACUGUUGUUAUUUGUUGUACUACAGUGGUUAACCUAACCAUGUUAUUUAAUAUUUAUUCUCACCCUGUGCAAGUCGCGAUCAGUUAUGAUCCGAAACAGUUUAAUUUCAUUGUGCAAUAGUUAUUGCAAGCAAAUUCCACUGGUUGUUCGUAGAAGCGUAGCGUAUAAGAGUUCCAUUUCGUUAGAAAACUUGUACCCUGGCAGCAGUCUCAAGCUUCGUACCCCCGAAAAAGUUGCGCAAGUUUCGGACGAAUUCGACGGUUUCAUUCCGAUCGAUAAAUUAGAAAUCAUCUACAGCAAAAGUUCCGGCCCCGGUGGUCAAAACGUCAACAAAGUCAACACCAAAGUGGACCUCAGAUUUCAUCUGGAAUCGGCGGAAUGGCUUAGCGAUAAUAUUAAAAGCAGCAUUAGGCAAAAGUACAAUUCGAGAAUCACAAAAGAGGGCCAUCUGAUUUUCCGGUCGGACCUGACCAGGUCCCAACAGUUGAACCUGGCCGAUUGCUUGGAAAAGCUUCGAUCCUGCAUUAGAGAUUCAGUAGUGCUCGAACAUACUCCGACUCCAGAAACGGAGGAGAGGAUCAGGAAAAGAAUGGAAAAGGCAGCUAGGGAGAGGUUGCGUAUAAAACGUGAACGCUCACGGAGAAACGAAGAGCGGCGUGUUCCCGAAUUUGCAUUUUAGAAAUAAAUUAAAGUUUCCUUAUGUUCCUAAUUUUGAUCGUCCCCAAUAUUCACCGCUACUUCGAUUUUAGUGGGCACAUAUACUGGGGGCAUUCGCCCAGUAGCAGUCCCGUGGAAUUCUACAAUUUUUGUCACGAUAGAUACAUUAU